AUGACGAGCGACUUUCAUCGCCCCGGUCUACACCCGCUGUCGCAUCUCAAAGCUGGCCCGACAACCUCUAGCUCCAAAUCAACAGCCCGACCUGCUUCCUCAACGGCGCAGCCAUCUCCUCAAACAUCCUCCCGAUCACGUCUUUCAAAGUAUAACUCUAGUCGUGAUGAAGAUAUAGAUACAUUCAGCAACAAGGCGACAACAACACUUAUCCGUCGCGUUCUUUGUCCUCAGGCGAACAGCUCUUCGUCCCUAGAGGAGCUGCUACCUCCCCUCACGAGCUCCAACGAUGUAGACCAUCAGCUCUACGCCCUGAUCGCUAUCAUUGUCAAAGAAUUCGUUCAUUCGUGGUAUUCCAAGAUCACGUCCGAUCAGAUUUUCGUCAAUGAGCUUCUGCAGGUCAUUGCGCAUUGUACGCGUGCGCUCGAGCAACGGUUGCGACAGACUGAUGUUUCCCAGCUGGUUCUGGAUGAGAUUCCUGCUCUUAUCGAAGCACAUAUAACCUCAUACCGGCUGGCUAAACAACAAUCGACCCUUUCUGGAUUGCCAACAUCGACUCGCGCGAUAUAUCAUGCAUUAAACCCACACCCGGGUCUUUCGCCCAUUCCGGACCCUGCUGACCCCCAGAGUAUUGCUGAGCAGCGUGAAAAUGAAUCAUCAUACCGACAAUUACUGGUGUACGGAAUGCUGGCCGUUCUCCUCCCGACGGAAGACCUUGAGAAUAGCUGUUUGCGCACCUUGCUAGGCGACAUUCUGGCGGAUCUCAUCUUGGGAAAAGAAGUCAGUGGAAGAAUAUGCGAGGGAUGGUUCUUGUGGGAGACAAUUGCAAAACUUGUUGAAGUCAGUCAGCAGAAGCCGCGCUAUGACGACAAUAACAAGUCUCAGGGACAGCCAGAGGACCGACUGAGGAAAUUCGGCUUACUCUCGACCGAGGAAGAAGACCGGGAUUUGUCAUAUACGUCUCAAUCGCGAAUCUCCGUGUGGAUCUGGGGUGUCCUUCAAUACGUCUACGUAACUUUUCUUGCUCUACGUUUUAUUGCGACGGGGUUAUUUCGCGUUGCAUCACGACCUCAAUCCACUACUUCGCGAGUAACGAAGACCUAUCCUCCAAACGCGACUGCUAGUCCAGUCAAUCAACGUCCGGUACUGGACUUCCGGCUGUUUAGCAUGGUAUCGGAACUAUUGGCGGUGCCCCAACGAAUGCCAUGGUUGGGAGGACUUUUGGCGCUCUUUCAACAUCUGGUACUGGCGGGUCCAAGGAGAUUAGGAGAUGCUGACAGUGUCCUUGAUAGGUGA
Molecule: messenger RNA, 1296 nt
Organism: Aspergillus glaucus CBS 516.65
Lineage: Eukaryota; Fungi; Ascomycota; Eurotiomycetes; Eurotiales; Aspergillaceae
Product: PXA domain-containing protein
Exons: 2
Coding region: 1-1296 (431 amino acids)
Biological process (GO): endosome to lysosome transport; protein targeting to lysosome; early endosome to late endosome transport
Cellular component (GO): extrinsic component of endosome membrane; early endosome; late endosome
Molecular function (GO): phosphatidylinositol binding
Source: RefSeq, a predicted model, not a curated record